UAAUUCGCCUCUUAUUGGCAAAUAAAUAUAAAAAUUUGUUUUUAUGAAAAAAUGCACUCCUAGAAGUACAAACUAUCAGGAAGGUAGUUAGGGUAGAUGUUUAACGGCGCACCCAAGCUUUUAGGAGGCCCAUUGUGAAACCACCCACUUGAAUCCCCUCACUCUAUUAUUAUAUAUCCUCUCUGAACCACACCGAAACACGUCGAAGAAACCCUCGCUAUUAGAACAUACCCUCGAUAUGGUUUUCAAUAUUUAUCAAUAUUUAUUAAUUUCAUAAUACGUUUUUAUAUUCAGUAAAUAUGUAGUGAUCAUUUAGGGUCCAUCAUACCGACGCCACAAAUCUAACAUACAUACAUAAAAUACCACAUCUAUACCACUCAGCUUACCCUAUCUUACUUGUAUAAGUAUACACAUGCAUACAUACAUAUAUAUAAAAUAAGCAAACAAAAAAAGUUAUAGAUUAUUCAGGUUAAGCGCCUUCACUUCAAUCAAUGCUCAGCAAUAAAUAAACUGACACUUCGUCGGAAGUUUUUGAAGAUGUAAGUCACACAGUUGAACAGUCAAAGCGCUCGAUCAUAAAUUAACGCGAAUCGUGUGAAAGUUUUCAAUUUUAUACAGCGGUAAUGAUGAUAAUAGUGCUAAAUUAGAACAAAAUAGAACACAAAGCAAAAAAUUAUAACCAGAAAAACUGCAACACCAAAAAUAAAAUAAUAAUAAUUUAUUAUAAAAACAAAAUAAAAAAUUAUUUAUAAUAAAACAAAGAAUAAAUAUACAAUUCUAUUAGUAAAAAUAUAACUGUGAUUACUGCGUACCUUUACAAAACAACGACUUAUUUUCAAACGAUAUUUUAAUAUACUAUUAAAUAAAAAAUAAAUAAAAAUAAAAUAUAUUUUUAUUAUAAACAAAUUUGUAUACACACUAUAUAUAGACAAAGUAGAGCUUAAGAAAUAUUCAGAUUGUGAAUUUUGCUUGACACGAGAAGGUCAUUCGCUUAUAUAAUCGCACAAAACGUAUCGUACAAUUCUCAGAGGAAAACAUCAAAACGAAGAGCAUACCACAGCUCCAGAAUGUACCUCGCUUAAAAUUGGCUUUAACUAAGGAUAACUCUGAACAAGUGUUACAUUUGUAAAAACUCCUUUCGAAUUUUGGAUGGAUCAUAAGGGUUAUACCGCCGAAGUUUCUCCUUUUUACUCGUUGAAUUUUAAUUAAAUUCAAGCCAAAAAGCCCACAAAAUUAUUUAAACAAUAUUGCCGUUAUUUGAGGUGACGAUGAGUUCUUCAGUAUCCUUCCUGUUGUUGAUGAUCUGUGCGAUCGUUUUGGCGGCACAACAAGGCCAAGCAAAGAAGGGCUGCAACGCAUAUGGACAAGCUUGUUACGGUGGACACGGAAAACGUUCUCUGGGCUCCUUAACGGAGGAGAUGCUGGCAAAUAGUGCAUACAGAAACGAAAGAGAGGAAUUGCAUCCCAAUGAAUUGCUGCAAGCGAUACCUAAUGAAGCGACAGGACUAUUACCAGAAAGAGAAAUUGACACAUUCCCCAGAUAUAGACUCAUCAAGAUUAUGAGGUCAUUGCUGGGUGGACAUCUGAAGCGACCUGUAGAGCAUGCCAAUGAAAUCGACUACCCCAUCUCAGCAGAAACGUUUAGCCGGGACAACAGCAACAACUUCAAUUAAGAUGUGAGACACCAUGAAACACCACGCCGACAAAUCCAUUCAGACUAUUAAUUUCAGUUGUGAACGAGCAAAGUAGCCGGACCUUUAAGUGUGCAGAAAAUCAGAAAUUACAAACUUAAAAAUAUACCAAAAACAAAUGCAUUGGGCUUAUGUACAAUAUAAUAAGAGUAUGAAAUCCAUAUAUUCUUUAAAUAUUUGUAUAUAUAUAUUUUAGUAGAUUAUCUAGCAAAAGUUAAAACCCACACACAUAUGUACAUGCAUAAAAUUUUAUAAUCAUUCCGCUUUUACACAGAUAAUAUGUACAUACAAUAAAUAUAUAAGCAGAAUUUAGCAAAUAUGAGAAAAAAUCAAUGAAUUCAUUAAACUACUUACUUUCGCAUUUCGGCAAAAUCUGACUGAAAUUUUAAGGGCUGGAAAAUUUCAGUUGAUUGCAUAACACAUAAAGGCAAACACACAUAAACGCAUACACCUGCAUUGUACAUUUAUUGCUAAGGAGAGAAUUCAAUGCUUUCUUUAACUUGAAUGUGAAAUCACAUUAUAUAAUUUAGGAAAUUAUACUAUACUUUAGAAUAGUGGAUCUAAACACUUAGCCAAACUAUAUGUUCCAAAACAAAGAUAAUGAAAAGCAAAGACUAUAGGAUACCUUUAUUUACCAAAUAUGAGUAUGUAUGUAAAUGUUAAUAAAUUAUUAUAAAGCUUAUAUUAA
This is a messenger RNA of Bactrocera oleae (olive fruit fly), 2379 nucleotides long. The record is from RefSeq and is a predicted model, not a curated record. Lineage: Eukaryota; Metazoa; Arthropoda; Insecta; Diptera; Tephritidae.